Molecule: messenger RNA, 915 nt
Organism: Sorex araneus (European shrew)
Lineage: Eukaryota; Metazoa; Chordata; Mammalia; Eulipotyphla; Soricidae
Gene: FCER2
Product: Fc epsilon receptor II
Exons: 10
Coding region: 1-864 (287 amino acids)
Molecular function (GO): signaling receptor activity
Source: RefSeq, a predicted model, not a curated record
AUGGAGGAAAACUCAUACUCAGAAUUUUCCAGAAAGAGGUCAUGUUGCCGGCGGGGGCUGACGCUGGUGCUCCUGGGGUUGCUGAUGGCUUCGUUCUGCGCUGGGCUGCUGACCCUGUUCCUCCUGUGGCACUGGGACACGGUUCAGGAGAUGAAGCAGCUCGAAGAAAAGGCUGCCCGCAACGUCUCCCAGGUUUCCCAGGACUUGGCAAGGCACAAGGACCACCAGAUGACCCAACAAUCCCAGGCUGCCCGCAUGUUGCAGAAUAUGGAGAAAAUCGAAGCUGAACAGAAGACAAUGAAACACCAGGACUCUCAGUUCUCGCGGAACCUGGAUGGGGUCCAAGAGGAUCUGAGCAAUCUAAAGUCCGCUGCCCUGAACAAGAUGUCCAGUGUCUGGAAUCGCAUGGAGAAGCUCCAGGAGGAAGUGGAGAAGCUGUGGAUAGAGCUGCGUGUGGCCAACGGCUCCCAGUGCAACAGGUGCCCAGAGCACUGGGUCAACUUCCGCCGGAAAUGCUACUACUUCGGCCAGGGCUCCACCAAGAAGUGGUUGCAGGCGCGGAACGAGUGUCGGGCCCUGCAGGGGCAGCUGGUCAGCAUCCACAGCCAGGAGGAGCAGGACUUCCUCACCCCGCACGGCAGUAAAUUUGGAACGUGGAUCGGCCUCCGGGACCUGGACUUGGAGGGACAGUUUGUCUGGAUGGACGAGAAUCCCUUGGACUACAGCAACUGGGGCCCCGGGGAGCCCAACAACCAGGAACCCAGCGAGGACUGCGUGGUGAUGGGGCACUCGGGGAUGUGGAACGACGUGGACUGCACCAGCCGGCUGGACAGCUGGGUGUGUGAAAGGCUGGCCACCUGCUGACCCGCCCGAGCCCCCAGCCAGCCCCCCAAACACCCGCACCCUAAUUCAAGA